AGAUGAUCCAUAACAUGGGUUAUAUAUAUAUAUAUUACAGUCCUAUGUUGUCCCUGCCUCUCUCUCUCUCUCUCUCUGUCUCUCUUUCUUUAUGUUUUUUAUUUUUCAUGAUUUGCUACUAACAAGUUUAUACUGAACAAGGAUUCGUCUUGGUUUAAUAUCACACAAGACAUCAGGCAACUUUAGUGUGAUAAAUAAUAGAUUACAUAAUAGGGUUGCCGGACUCCUUAAAAGAACUCCGGUAUUCACAUUUCACCCAAACACAAAAAGAUCAUGUUUUAAGAUGGUGUGUGCGUACACUUUAUUGAAAAAAUAGAAAUGAAGCAUAUUGUUACUUACAUUAGAUUAUAAGAAACAGCAGAGAAGGGUAACAGUAUAUGCUUGAUCGACCAUAUGAACCACCAAUACUAAGCUGUGACUAAUGCAGAUAGUGGCUAUAUUAAGUGUUAGUCAAGUAAACAACCUACACUUUUUAUUCUACAUAGUAUUCAUCUAUGAUGCUUUGGGGAACUUGUUCAAGGAUAGAAAGCAUCAUUUUCCGGUGUGUGCGUAUAUCAUCCCAUCCUGCACGUGUGUAGUACAAUUAUCAACUCAUUAUUCUGUGUAUUACUUCUAGUUACUGUUGCCUUCCUUAUUAAUAAAAUGUACAUUUCAUUUAAAAAUGUAUAUAGUUACUCCUUGGCAUUCUAUCAUAAUGUACACAAUCAUAUUUUAGGCUGUACCUGAUAUAUAUAUAUAUAUAUAUACAUGUUGUACUUGAGACCCAUAGAUACACAUGUUCUUGAUUAUUGACUUAUUUCAUCAUGUAUUCAAUAUCCGAUAUGACCCUGUUUGUUUUAUGCAAAUGGAUAUU
Molecule: messenger RNA, 853 nt
Organism: Gilbertella persicaria
Lineage: Eukaryota; Fungi; Mucoromycota; Mucoromycetes; Mucorales; Choanephoraceae
Exons: 1
Coding region: 422-616 (64 amino acids)
Source: RefSeq, a predicted model, not a curated record